Molecule: messenger RNA, 342 nt
Organism: Menidia menidia (Atlantic silverside)
Lineage: Eukaryota; Metazoa; Chordata; Actinopteri; Atheriniformes; Atherinopsidae
Source: the annotation of a GenBank genome assembly
AUGAUAGAUCUGGACCUGGCGGAGGGCAGCCUGAUCGAUGAGCUGAUGGAGCUCACGGCUCAGAGCAUCAUCCAUCUGGAGAUCCAGGAGAGAUUCAACGUGAUAAAGGAGAUCGGGCGGGGGAAAUACGGCCGCGUGCUGCUGGUCACGCACCGGUUCAGAGGGACCCCCAUGGCCCUGAAGGUGAUGCCCAAAGCCUCCACCCAGCUGCGGGGCUUCCUGCGGGAGUACUGCAUCUCGCUGCACCUGUCCUGCCACCCCUGCAUCGUGGGCCUGUUCGGCAUCGCCUUCCAGUCCCGGGACCACUACUGUUUCGCCCAGGAGCUCGUCAUCGGCAGGGAC